AUGGGCCGAGGGGUGCGCGUGCUGUUGCUGCUGGGCCUGCUGCACUGGGCCGGGGGCGGCGAGGGCAGGAAGACCUGGCGGCGCCGCAGCCAGCAGCCGCCCCCGCCGCCCCCGCCGCGGGCCGAGGCGGCGCCGGCGGCCGGGCAGCCGGUGGAGAGCUUCCCGCUGGACUUCACGGCCGUGGAGGGCAACAUGGACAGCUUCAUGGCGCAGGUCAAGAGCCUGGCGCAGUCCCUGUACCCCUGCUCGGCGCAGCAGCUCAACGAGGACCUGCGCCUGCACCUCCUGCUCAACACGUCGGUGACCUGCAACGACGGCAGCCCCGCCGGCUACUACCUGAAGGAGUCCAAGGGCAGUCGGCGGUGGCUACUCUUUCUGGAAGGCGGCUGGUACUGCUUCAACCGGGAGAACUGCGACUCCAGAUACGACACCAUGCGGCGCCUCAUGAGCUCCAAAGACUGGCCGCGCACUCGCACAGGCACGGGGAUCCUGUCCUCACAGCCAGAGGAGAAUCCCCACUGGUGGAACGCCAACAUGGUCUUCAUCCCCUACUGCUCCAGUGAUGUUUGGAGUGGGGCUUCGUCCAAGUCUGAGAAGAAUGAGUACGCCUUCAUGGGCACCCUCAUCAUCCAGGAGGUGGUGCGGGAGCUCCUGGGCAAAGGGCUGAGUGGGGCCAAAGUGCUGCUACUGGCCGGGAGCAGUGCCGGUGGCACUGGGGUGCUGCUGAACGUGGACCGCGUGGCCGAGCAGCUGGAGGAGAUGGGCUACCCCAGCAUCCAGGUGCGGGGCCUGGCCGACUCCGGCUGGUUCUUGGACAACAAGCAGUACCGCCGCACGGACUGCAUCGACACUAUCACCUGCGCACCCACAGAGGCUAUCCGCCGUGGCAUCAGGUACUGGCACGGGGUGGUCCCGGAGCGCUGUCGGCGCCAGUUCAAGGCAGGCGAAGAGUGGAACUGCUUCUUUGGCUACAAAGUCUACCCCACCCUGCGCUGCCCGGUGUUUGUGGUACAGUGGCUGUUUGAUGAGGCCCAGCUGACCGUCGACAACGUGCACCUCACAGGGCAGCCGGUGCAGGAGGGGCAGUGGCUGUACAUUCAGAACCUGGGCCGUGAGCUGCGCAACACACUCAAGGAUGUGCCGGCCAGCUUCGCCCCCGCCUGCCUCUCCCACGAGAUCAUCAUCCGGAGCCACUGGACAGACAUCCAGGUGAAGGGGACCUCGCUGCCCCGGGCGCUGCACUGCUGGGACAGAAGCCUCCAUGACAGCCACAAGGCCAGCAAAACCUCCCUGAAGGGCUGCCCCGUCCACCUUGUGGACAGCUGUCCCUGGCCUCACUGCAACCCCUCAUGCCCCACCAUCCGGGACCAGUUCACGGGGCAGGAGAUGAACGUGGCUCAGUUCCUUAUGCACAUGGGCUUCGAUGUGCAGACAGUAGCCCAGCAGCAGGGACUGGAGCCCAGCAAGCUGCUGGGGAUGCUGAGCAGCGGAAGCUAG
Cynocephalus volans (Philippine flying lemur) is the source of this 1497-nucleotide messenger RNA. RefSeq names its product notum, palmitoleoyl-protein carboxylesterase (gene NOTUM). The transcript is spliced from 11 exons. Gene Ontology annotation, biological process: negative regulation of canonical Wnt signaling pathway; protein depalmitoleylation. NCBI's taxonomy places the organism in Eukaryota, Metazoa, Chordata, Mammalia, Dermoptera, Cynocephalidae. Gene Ontology annotation, molecular function: palmitoleyl hydrolase activity. The record is from RefSeq and is a predicted model, not a curated record. The coding region runs from base 1 to 1497 and encodes 498 amino acids.